UGACUAUAACGUCACUUUCCGUCGACGGUCGCAACAGGAAGUCCUUUUGUCGGCUGAUUUUGAAGUGGACAAUCUCAUUCACCGUUCUUCAGCAAUAAAAUGUACUACAAAUUCAGUGAUUUUACUCAGAAACUGACGGGGUCUGCUCCUUUAGCCGCCUACAGCCCUCAGGGUCUGAGGCUGGGUGUACCAGCAGAGUCCCCCGCCAUGAUCUUUGCCACACCCACCAAGUUGGUGUCAGAGGCUCAGGCUACGGUGGAGUACCUGGGAGCAAACAAGGUUCCAGACUUCCAGAGGCUAUUCCAGGCAUCAGAUAGUAUCCCUGUUCAUCUGAAGCGUGGACUUCCCGACAGGCUACUGUACCGCACCACUAUGGCUCUCACCUUAGGGGGCGCUCUCUACUGUCUGGUGGCUCUUUACAUCACAGCCCAGCCCAGGAAUAAGUGACCAACACAAAGCCACGAUCUUUCUGUAACACUUCCCAACUUGUCGCUGCUGUAGUACGUGGUUCCAGCGUUCACAGCCUUCAUGUGCCCUUGCCGUGCCCCCUGCUGGGUCACUUGGAUAAGAAAUGAUCACUGUUAGGACAGCACACCAAUGAUAACAAGAAUACUGUCUGUCUUCUUUGUAGAAAGAUUGUCUAAGUUAAUAAAUUUUCAGGAGAAACAAAUGUAAAAGUUCAGGUCUUUCCCAUUUUGUUGGUCUGUUAUGCUAUGUCACUGUCAUUAUUGCAAAUCAACCAACAGAUGCACAAACAUUAUGUAUGAAACUGUUUAGAGAGCUGCGUUGUCUCCCUCAGCUUUUACAUAGGCCAAAAUAGAGGUGGGGAUGUAAUGAUUUGGCAUGUGAUAAGCAUGUGUGUGAGACAGAGCACAUCCCUUCCAGAACAUAGCUGCUGCUCACUUGGUUUAAGUACUGUCUCAUACAGUAUUUAUAUGUGUGGGCCCUGGUGUGAUGUCAGAUGCUCCUUGCUGAUUUUGGAGGGAGGGGGGAGGUUGUUUCAGACAGACAUGUUGGCAGUCCCACAUCAAGCUGCUGCAACACUCAGUUGCUUGUGCUUUUUUUCUCUCAUGUGCAUGCUGUUUUUUUUUUUUUUUUUUAAAUUUGAUUUUGAUAUUUUUAUGAGCAACAUGAUACUUGUGCAGGAAUUGGCAUAAUGUAAGGAGUUGUAGCCUGUUUUACAGGCAAAUACACAGCGGUAGAAGGGGUAUUCAUAUUGUUUACUGAAGUAAAAGUAGCAACUGUAUUCAAAAUUUUACUCGUGCUUAGAGAGGAGUCGAGGAAACACAUUUAGCGAUGUGACGUUCUUUUCUUUGAUCCUUCCUCUGAAGCGUCCAUCUGAGCUAAAUGAAGUUCCUACAUUGUUUGUGAUGUGGACACAAAACCCCUUGAUUGAAUUAAAGCUGAGACUAUUAGAAUAUUAA
Molecule: messenger RNA, 1424 nt
Organism: Monopterus albus (swamp eel)
Lineage: Eukaryota; Metazoa; Chordata; Actinopteri; Synbranchiformes; Synbranchidae
Gene: cox7a2l
Product: cytochrome c oxidase subunit 7A2 like
Exons: 3
Coding region: 100-447 (115 amino acids)
Biological process (GO): mitochondrial respirasome assembly; regulation of oxidative phosphorylation; mitochondrial electron transport, cytochrome c to oxygen
Cellular component (GO): respiratory chain complex IV
Source: RefSeq, a predicted model, not a curated record